AUGAUUAACGAAGCCAAUUUCAGGAAUGGAAUCGGUACCUUUAUCAAGCCUACCAAACUUGCCACUAUUACGGCUGCUGCCUUCAGGGCACAUGCACGACGUCUGACCAAGGAGAACCAUGUUGACAUGUGCACGAAUAUCAGCGCCCAGGGCAACUCUAUGGUGACUGUCGUUACUCAAUCGGUGACUGAGAUUACUUUUAUGGUACAUUCAGUCUUCGACGGCGAACCGCUUGGUGAGUCUCCCAACCUCCAUGAGUGUACAUCGGAUGAUUGCGAUGCAACCGGAGUAUCUAUUUCGAGCCAAUGCAUCAUUCAAGGAUGUACAAGAGUGCAGUGCACAGUUGCCGAUCUACGGCGAUACCAUUUCAACGUAAUGUACUGCAUCUCCGUCUAUUCUUUUACAAACUUAAUUCGGGAUUAUCUGGUUAUGAUUGAUGCGGAUAACGUUGAUGAACCCAAACUCGAAGCUCGUCUGGAUUCGUUGAAUACGGAGCUACGUUUGAAGGAGUUUCAGCUUGAGAGAAUGCGGUCGCAUUUAUCUUUUCUCACGGAUGAGCACACAAAUGCUUUGAGGACCAAUGCUAACGAGAUUGAACAAAGUGAGGAGAAGAAGGCUAUGCUGGAAUAUGAACUCAUGCUGCGCAACGAUGAGCUGCAGAGAGUCAAGCAGGAGCAUGAUACCUUCAUCAGACUGGCACAUCUGGUUGGCUUAUCGGAGGAUCAACUAGGUAACGUUAAUAGUCCUUAG
Molecule: messenger RNA, 750 nt
Organism: Sphaeroforma arctica JP610
Lineage: Eukaryota; Ichthyosporea; Ichthyophonida
Exons: 2
Coding region: 1-750 (249 amino acids)
Source: RefSeq, a predicted model, not a curated record